Odontomachus brunneus is the source of this 773-nucleotide messenger RNA. RefSeq lists its product as uncharacterized. Lineage: Eukaryota; Metazoa; Arthropoda; Insecta; Hymenoptera; Formicidae. The transcript is spliced from 6 exons. The record is from RefSeq and is a predicted model, not a curated record. The coding region runs from base 140 to 556 and encodes 138 amino acids.
UCCUCGUUUCAGUUUUACAUUGAUCAUUCUACUACAGUACAUCAUAUAUAUCAAUUUUUAUAUCAAUUUUUUGAGUAUUGAAUCGGCCGAAGUUAUCGUAUCAAACCAAAGAAAGGAAAACGGGUUAAAACGGCUUAAAAUGGGUUUCGUGAAGCAAAUUAUUAUGUUCCUCUGUUUAACACAAAUAUUUAUCCUGGAAAACGCUGCUGCUACUGAUUGGUACAAACGCUAUCUAAAAGAGGAUGUUAAAGAAAAAGAAAACCUUAUUGAAAGGAGUGAAUUAUCAAAGAGGGAAAUAAUAGCUUCUGCAAAACUACUGUCUCCAAAAGAAAUCGAAAAAACUAACGCAUUAGAACAACCUCAUGAACUAUAUCACAUCGUAAAGCGUAAUACAGAUUGGAAUAAUUCCUAUUUAAAAGAGGUUGCUAUACCAAAAGAAAACCUUAUUAAAAAGAGAGAAGCAUGUAGAAGCCGCUGUAGAGGGGGUCGUAGAGGGUGUCGUAGAAGGAAUCAUAGAAGACGUACUACUACUACUACUACGGUGGCGUCCACAUAACGUCUACAUCAAAACAAUUGAUAUCGACAUCAAAUAUUGAAAUACAAGGAAGAUAACAGAACUGUUAUCUGUGCACAAUUAAGAAACUUGAUAUUGGGUCGAUUUAUAUAUGAAGAAUUGUGCCUUAUAUAUACUAACUUAUAUAUAUAACUUAUAUAUAUAUACUAACUUAUAUAUCUUACUUAUAUAACUUAUAUAUACUACUUAUAUACUAACU